Thecamonas trahens ATCC 50062 is the source of this 512-nucleotide messenger RNA. RefSeq lists its product as uncharacterized. Gene Ontology annotation, molecular function: RNA binding. NCBI's taxonomy places the organism in Eukaryota, Apusomonadida, Apusomonadidae. The record is from RefSeq and is a predicted model, not a curated record. The transcript has 2 exons. The coding region runs from base 26 to 340 and encodes 104 amino acids.
CACACGCACACAGGCAAACCUCUCCAUGUCCAAGAUCUUUGUCUUUGGCCUGCCAUGGAAGACAACCUCGCGUGAACUCAUGCGCCACUUCCAGCGCUUCGGCACGGUGCUCGAGGCCCACGCCGCCGUGAAGGACAAAAGGUCGCAGCAUGAGCCACGGGCGCUGGGUGCUGGAUAUGGCUUUGUUUGCUUUACCUCGGUGGAAGAGGCCGAGGCUGCUUGCGCCCUCCCGCAUGAGCUCCGUGGUCGGGAGCUCGUCGUUCGCAUCGCAGACAAACCCGUCGCCUUUACUGGCAAACACCUCAAGCCGCGCUUCUCCUUUCUGAAAAAGCCGUUGUGAGAGACGCGCCUCUGCUCUACUGGAGUCCAUCGUCGCCGCGCGUUUGAUCAUCUUCGCGCGUUUGAUCGUCAUCACCGCACGUUUGAUCGCCGUCUCGUCUGCCGCUACAGAUACCUCCAUUUAUCCGUUGCAGCUUGCGUAUCCUCUUCCGGAUGCUGCAACAUGAGCCGGC